This is a messenger RNA of Neogale vison (American mink), 5029 nucleotides long. It is a transcript of the gene ZNF81, whose product is annotated as zinc finger protein 81. The transcript is spliced from 6 exons. The record is from RefSeq and is a predicted model, not a curated record. Lineage: Eukaryota; Metazoa; Chordata; Mammalia; Carnivora; Mustelidae. The coding region runs from base 250 to 2253 and encodes 667 amino acids. Gene Ontology annotation, biological process: negative regulation of transcription by RNA polymerase II; regulation of cytokine production; regulation of immune system process.
GAGGAUCUCAGUGCUCUGUGUCGGAGGGAUGUGGAGGUGAUGGGGCCCCGGGGAGCGUGUACAGUAGAGUGAUUAGACAAUUUGGUUUCUUGGAGUCCUCGUGGAGCCUGUGGGCCAGACCCCAUAGUGGAGGCCGCAGGAGCUGCUUCCUGGCCCCGACAGCUCUCACUGAGUCCACGGACCCCUUGACUUCAGGCUUGUGGGAGGAGCAUCAGCAAGAGAGCUGAAGGGCUGAGGUCCAGUGGGAACAUGCCAGCCAACCGGAGCUCUCCUGGGCCAUCCCUGGCUCUGGGCAUGGGGACCUGUGACGACUCCUGUGAGGUCUCUGUGUCAUUCGAGGACGUGACUGUGGACUUCAGCAAGGAAGAGUGGCAGCAACUGGACCCUGCUCAGAGACGCUUGUACCGGGAUGUGACGCUGGAGAAUUACAGCCACCUGCGCUCAGUGGGGUAUGAAGUUCCCAAACCAGAGGUCAUCUUCAAGUUGGAACAAGGAGAGGAGCCAUGGAUUUUGGAGAGAAAAACCCCACAUCAGAGCCAUACGGAUGGGAAGUUUGGGAUUAAGACCUCACAAAAGAGAAUUUCUGGAAAAGCUUCCUUUCAUGGUGAAAUGGAGGGUGAAGAUACAAGAGAUGACUCACUGUAUUCCAUUUUAGAAGAACUGUGGCAAGAUUCUGAGCAGAUAAAAAGAUACCAGGAAAAACAGAGCAAACCUCUGAGUCAUGCUGCUUUCAUCAAUAAGAAAGUACUGAAUACAGAGUGGGAUUUUGAAUAUAAAGACAGUGGAAAAUUUGUUCAUCCAAGCCCAAAUCAUAUUCCUUCACCGAAAAGACCCCAUAAAUGUGACUCAUUUGGAAAGAGUUUUAGGCAUAAUUUAGACAUACAUAUUCCUAGUAAAAAUAAUGCAAUGAAGAACUUUGAUAAAAAUACCGGACAUGGUCAAGUUUUCACGCAGAGCUCUUCUUAUACUAACCAUGAAAACGCUCAUACAGGAGUGCAGUUCUGUGAAAGUGAUCAGUGUGGAAAGGUCCUUAGCCUCAAACAAGCAUUCAGUCACAAUCUGAAAUUUCCUGCUGGGGAGAAAGCAGACAUGUGUUCUGAAUUUGGGAAGAUCUUCACCCAGAAGUCACACCUCUUUCCACCUCAGAGAAUCCACACUAUGGAAAAACCUCAUGAACUUAGCAAGUGUGUAGAUGUGUUUACACAGAAGCCACUACUCAGUAUAUAUCUGAGAGUUCACAGAGAUGAAAAACUGUAUAUAUGUACUGAGUGUGGGAAGGCUUUCAUCCAGAAUUCAGAAUUAAUUGUGCAUAAGAAAACCCACACUAGAGAAAAACCCUAUAAAUGCAAUGAGUGUGGAAAAUCAUUUUUCCAGGUGUCCUCUCUACUUAGACAUCAAACAACUCACACUGGAGAAAAACUCUAUGAAUGCAGCGAAUGUGGGAAAGGCUUCUCCCUGAACUCAGCCCUCAGUGUACAUCAGAAAAUACAUACUGGAGAGAGACACCACAAGUGCGGGGAGUGUGGGAAAGCCUUUACCCAAAAAUCCACACUCAGGAUGCAUCAGAGAAUUCAUACAGGAGAGAGAUCUUACAUAUGUACUGAAUGUGGACAGGCCUUCAUCCAGAAGGCACACUUGAUUGCCCAUCAGAGAAUCCACACUGGAGAGAAGCCCUAUGAAUGCAGUGACUGUGGGAAAUCUUUCCCUUCUAAGUCACAACUCCAGAUGCAUAAGCGAAUUCACACAGGAGAGAAACCGUAUAUAUGCACUGAAUGUGGGAAGGCCUUUACCAACAGGUCCAAUCUCAAUACUCACCAGAAAUCUCAUACUGGGGAGAAGUCUUAUAUAUGUGCUGAGUGUGGAAAAGCCUUCACGGACAGGUCAAAUUUCAAUAAACACCAGACCAUUCAUACCGGAGAGAAACCCUAUGUUUGUGCUGAUUGUGGGAGGGCCUUCAUCCAGAAAUCAGAAUUAAUUACACAUCAGAGAAUUCAUACCACAGAGAAGCCUUAUAAAUGUCCUGAGUGUGAGAAGUCCUUCUCCAAGAAACCACAUCUCAAAGUACAUCAGCGAAUUCACACGGGAGAGAAACCGUACAUGUGUGCAGAAUGUGGAAAGGCAUUCACUGACCGGUCCAAUUUCAAUAAACACCAGACAAUUCACACCGGAGAUAAACCCUAUAAAUGCAGUGACUGUGGAAAGGGCUUCACUCAGAAAUCAGUCCUGAGCAUGCAUCGCAAUAUUCAUACAUGAAAGUAACCCUUUUUCUUUCAAAUGAGCAAGCCUUAUCACAGAAGUCAGGUCCAAGUGUGUGUUAUAAAAUCCAUCCAAGACAGACCCUGUAUGAAUACGCUGUAUGGUCCAAAGCAUCCAUCCAGCCUCUCCCACCUGAGAUGAGAAAAAUUAUUCAAAAGAAACCCUCUACGAAUGUGUCAAAUAAAAGGGACUUUCCAUGUUUGCAGGGCCUCACACACUAUAAUAGAAUUCAUACUGGGAAAAAUGCUGUCGAUUUGAUGCGUUCGGAAAAGCCCCCCUUAUAGAAAGUAUUAUAAAGCAAAUUGUUACCAAAUUCUUUAUAGAUGGAGCUCCAUUUGUAUGUAUUGUAUACAUACAAACGUAUGUGAAGGACAGUCAUGUUUACUGUGUUUUAUUAAGCCAUGUGAAGUGGCAACAAAAUGAAAGGGAGAAAACAAAAUCAUGUAUCUGGUAUGUGGACCUACCCUCAGUUCCACAGGGUGUUUGUGGCAGAACCCAUUACACAACAGGAGGAGUUAUUGAAUUGAAAUUCUUUUUAGAAUUUAAUAUAACUGUGUCCAUCAAAUAUCUUUCCUAUUGAAUCCUUGUGUGAAUCCACAGUUUUAAAGUCAUUAUGGUUUUAUAUAUAUACACAUCGGCAGACAUAAUCUCACUUGAACACAUAAAUACACAUAAAUACAGUCUUAUCAUUCAUACUGGUUUCCACGACAUCGUUUGUUUCUCUUCUUUCAUUGUGGUACAGUGGCAAAAUAGCCAGAGACCUCUCCCAUCCUUUAUGCCUACUCCUUUGCAAUGUUACUCUCUUUUUUUUUUCUUUCUUUUAUUAAGAGGUAGAGAGCUCUCUACUCCUUGACUCUGAGCUUGGCCAUGUGAUUUGCUUUGGCCAACGUACAUUAGCAAAGAGAUUCAAGAGGCUGGAGAAAAGUCUGCCUUGAGUCUUCUCUUGCUGCUUUCUGGAAUUCUGAGACCUUCAUAUGAAGAAACUAAAGAGUACUCUGCUGGGGGUAUGAGAAACCAUGUGGAACAGAGAUGAGCGAGCACAGAUAGGAGACCAACUUCCAGUCAUGAAAGUGAGACCUUCCUCAACCUCCAGCGCCAGCCAAACUGGCCCACGCCAGAAGAGCCAUACCAGUUGCUGCAGCUGACCAAAAGAAUUACGAGAUACAUAAAAUGCUUCUUGUUUUAAGCUACUAAGUUUUGGGUAGUUUGUUGCACGGAAAACGCUAAACAGUACCUUAAAGUAUAUACUCACUGGGGGGAUUAUACAAAACACAAGAUGUGGCAUUAGCUCUGGGCCUGGGUGGCAGGUGGAGACUGGAAACAAUGAGGAAAACUGUUAAGAAAGACUGGAAAAGACAGCAGCUCAUAUAAUUUACUAAGGAAAAGAAUAGCAAAACAGUCACCAUGCUCUGUGAGAAGAUAGAGAAUCUACCAAAUGAACUUGUGGUUUUGGCAAAGGAGAUUUCCAUCAGAAUGUUGGAAAUAUCAAUUUGCUGCUUUUCAGCUGCAAAAGAGAGAUGAACUAAGGAAAUAACUGUUCCAUUUACAAGUGGAAUUCAGAAGAAAUACAAAAAAAAAAAAAUCCAGGACUUGCUGGGUUGGAAAAUAACUAUUUCUCACAUCUCCAAGUUUCUCCAGUCAUCAAAAUAAUCUCAAGAUGAAAAAUGGUCUCAGGGUAGAGAUAAAAUCAUGGAAACGGCUAUUAAGACCCUCUUAAAAUGUGUGAAAUGUUUAAGUUGGUGUUUUGGGGACUCUCUCAGCUAAACCAAAUGGCUUCUAAAAACUUCAUUACAUUGUCUGCCCAAUAGCCCGACGCAUGGCUAAAGUAGAGAGGGGCCUGUCUUAAAAAGAAUUGUCAUUGUGACAUUUGGGGCAUGGAGUAAAUACAAAUGAGAUUUGUGGAACACCUAUAAGGUUUCUAAUAGAGUUUUACUACCUUCAGGUUAGACUUAAAAGAAUUGAAACAGUCCAAAAUGAAAAGCGGCCUUGGACUACCUUCUCUAACUCCUAUGAAUGGGAAGCAAGCAGAAAAAGUUACUCAGCUGCCAUUUCUUACGGUAAAAGAAGGAUGUCUCAGAAGACCUGAGAACAAUAUAUUAAAAUGGACUGGGAAGCCAUUCCCAGGUAGAACUGUGACCCAGUCAAGAAUCAUGUGCUGCUGGAGUGGGGAGACUUGUCAACAUUUGCUCUGUGGGACUUCAGAGUUGUUAAGGAACAGUGACUAAGAUGUGCCUCAUGUUCCUACCUUCUUUUAAAUGAGAGUAUUUACUGUAGUUCAGUAGUCUCUAGCUCACCAUUGUGUGUGUGUGUGUGUGUGUGUGUGUGUGUGUGUAUGGGCAGGGGUGAUGGUCAAAUAACUUGUCAUUUAGCUCACAGGUCUCUGGAUCAAGAAACUGAGAAAUUGUACCCAAGGAGUUUCAGCCACAUCUGAACCUGAUACAGAAGACCUGAGGUCCUGUAUUUGAGCCUGAUGCCCUAAUUUGGAAUGAGACAUUUGGAGGCCUUGGAAUGAGGGUGAACAUAUUUUGCAUGGUGUGGUAAUAUAAAUAAUUUAUGACCAGAAGAUAGUGUUAGAUAGAAAAAUGUUAACAAAUUUCUACCCUCCCUAUAUGUGUGUCCCUUUUCGAUCUUCAUUUUGCUUUGUGUUUUGGGGCUAAUUUCUAUUACCCUAUCUUCAGGUUCAUGGAUUUUAACCCCUUACCCUGUUAGGUCUGUUUAACCCCUACUUCUGUUAGGUUUACUGAUGAACUCAUUAAAGACAUUAUUCAUCUCA